This is a messenger RNA of Pieris macdunnoughi, 1083 nucleotides long. The record is from the annotation of a GenBank genome assembly. Lineage: Eukaryota; Metazoa; Arthropoda; Insecta; Lepidoptera; Pieridae.
AUGGAGCGCUACACGAAUGAACAACGCAUUCUCAUUGUGAAAUUGUUUUACCAAAAUGGUGAAAGUUUUGCUGCUACAGUUCGCAAAUUGCGAUCAAUUUGGGGUCACAAUAAUACUCCAAAAGAGUCAACUGUAAAGAGAUUAAUGCAUAAAUUUGCCGAAACUGGAUCUGUUAGUGAUGUAAAGACAACAACGCGCCUUCGACCAGGUCGAUCGACCGAAAAUGUCGCAGCUGUACGUGAUGAUGUCGCUCAAACUCCAUCCACCUUAAUUCGACACCGAGCUCAGCAAAUUGGUGUCUCCAAAUCCACUAUGCAGCGAAUUUUGACGAAAGAUUUGCAUCUUCAUGCAUACAAAGUUCAAUUAACUCAGGAACUGAAGCCAGCUGACCAUGGACAGCGAAGGGAGUUCGUUAAUUGGGUAUUGGAGAGACAAUAUGAAAAUGCUGAUUUUGCCGAUAAAAUCAUCUUCAGUGACGAGGCCCAUUUCCAUCUUGAUGGAUUCGUCAAUAGGCAGAAUUGUCGCAUUUGGGGUGAGGAAAAUCCUCGAGUGAUUCACGACAAGCAAAUGCAUCCUCAAUGUGUCACUGUGUGGUGUGGUUUUUGGGCUGGAGGAAUCAUUGGACCUUUUUUUUAUGAAAAUGAGGCAGGUCAAGCGCAAACAGUCAAUGGUGUUCGGUAUCGUGAAAUGAUAACCAGUUUUUUCUUGCCUAGAAUUGAAGAAAUGAAUGUGGAGGGCAUGUGGUUUCAACAAGACGACGCCACAUGUCAUGCAGCCAGAGAAACAAUUCAAUUGCAUCAGUCAUUUCCCGGUCGUGUUAUUUCGCGUUUUGGAGACCAGAAUUGGCCGCCUAGAUCGUGCGAUUUAACACCUUUAGAUAUUUUUCUUUGGGGUUUUUUGAAGUCGAUGAUUUACGCGAAUAAGGCGACGACGUCUCAAGCCUUAAAAAAGGAAAUUGGACGCUGCAUUAAUGAAAUACCGCAGCAUUUAUGCAAAAAGGUCAUUGAAAAUUUCAUUAAAAGAUCGCGUGUGUGCCAGCAAAGCCGUGGCGGCCAUCUGCACGAUAUCUUGUUCCAUACAUAA